Messenger RNA from Jatropha curcas, 1697 nucleotides. Its product is annotated as protection of telomeres protein 1a. NCBI's taxonomy places the organism in Eukaryota, Viridiplantae, Streptophyta, Magnoliopsida, Malpighiales, Euphorbiaceae. Gene Ontology annotation, molecular function: G-rich strand telomeric DNA binding; telomerase inhibitor activity. Gene Ontology annotation, biological process: regulation of telomere maintenance via telomerase; telomere capping. Gene Ontology annotation, cellular component: nuclear telomere cap complex; chromosome, telomeric region. The record is from RefSeq and is a predicted model, not a curated record.
GGAUCCAUUUGCUUCCGGAGUAACUGAAAAAGAGGCUUUAGCUUAGUAACGACACAGUUAUUUGUGCCCUACCUAAACAAAGGGUUUUAAGCCGACGGAGAAAGAAAUGGAGUACAGAGACGAGUACAAGUUUCUUCAAAUAAGAGAUGCAAUUGCUUCCAUCAACCAGAAAGUCAGCCUCAUCGGCGCCAUUCUCGAGUUCGGUUUACCUAAAAAAACCAGAGGCACUGAUUGGUGCUGUACACUGAAAAUAAUUGAUGAAUCAUAUCCAAAACCUGGUUUAUCAGUUAAUGUUUUCGCGUCAAGUAUGGAAGAACUCCCUCGUAUUUCCUCUCUUGGAGAUAUAAUUCAGCUUUCUCGUGUUGUGAUGAAGAUCCAUCAUGGAGAAGUAAAUGCUGUUUUCAACAAGGCAUUCUCUUCUUUUGCUUUGUACGAGGGAAAAGACAAAGACGGUCCAAACUUUCUUCCUUAUCAGCAUUCCUUAAAAUAUCACCCUCCAAACUUUCUUCCUUAUCAGCAUUCCUUAAAAUAUCACCCUAGAGGCCGGGACUCAAAGUUCAUAGCAGGCUUGAGAAAAUGGUUUACUGAUCUCUGUCUCGAUGAAGGUCCAACUAGCUUUACGUUUUUAAGAGAGAUGAAAGAAGGAGAAAGAGCUCAUUUGCUUUGCAAGGUCCUUCAUGUAAGUGAGGUUUCUAAGCAAGUCUGGAUGGCCUUUGUUUGGGAUGGGACUGAUUGCCCACCAAUCAACAUUGACUCAAAAAUGGAAAAUGAAAUGGAUUGUCCACUGCCCUUGCAAAUGGAACCUGUACCUUUGCCAAGAGAUUUAUUAUGUAUGUUUCCAACCACAGGUUCAAUUUUACGGGUGAUUAUUGACAAAGGCAAUGACAAGCAUGUUCUCCACUUACUCAGUAUUGGUAAAUGGGUGAAAUUUCUCAGCAUACUCUGUGAGGUGCAUGUAGGAUUAUGGCGUGGUGUGUUGACGCCCUUAACAAAGCUACGUUACAUAUCCGAUGACAACUGUCUUGUUUUAGGGUGCCAGAGGUCUUAUAAUGAACGUUUGUCAUCGGAAUUGGGGCGCAUCCCAUAUUGGUGCUUUCCUUGGUGUUCGACACUUACAGAAGUUGAUUAUGACCAUGCUCCUUUUGUUUCGUUGAUGGAUGCUCUCGCUUGUUCAAAGGUAACAGCUAAAUUCAAGUGUGUAGUACGAGUAGUGGCGGCAUUUCCAUGGCAACCCGAGGAUUUCUGCGCUCAUCUUAAAACUUAUGGGAUUAGACUGACCUUAGAGGAUCCAACUGCCCGAAUUCAUGCUUUUUUAUUCGGUGAAGAUGGGGAGAAGUUUUUUGAUGGUUAUCCCUCCAUUGAUGUAUUGAGGGGGAAGCGAAACACAUUGCUUGGGGUGGCUGCAAAUGAGGAUGCUCCCAGAAGUCCACCAUGGAUACAGUGUUGCCUAAAAUCCUAUUACCUUGAUAGAAGUGAUCCUUGGGGAAGUAGGCACUUCAGAAUCUUUGGCACCAAGCAUGUUAAUUAAGCAUAUUGUGCAGUUUAGUUUUUUGAUAAGAAAAAGGACAUCUUACUAGAUGAUUGCUGAUUUUCAAGUAAUGUUCAUUUUCAUUUAAGAGAAAAAGUAAAUUUUUAUAAAAAUUAAAGCCUUUGUUUACUUCCUGGAAUGAAAUAGAAAUAAACAUGAUAACCAGUUA